Messenger RNA from Manis pentadactyla (Chinese pangolin), 3072 nucleotides. It is a transcript of the gene ELF5, whose product is annotated as E74 like ETS transcription factor 5. The record is from RefSeq and is a predicted model, not a curated record. NCBI's taxonomy places the organism in Eukaryota, Metazoa, Chordata, Mammalia, Pholidota, Manidae. Bases 618 to 1466 code for a protein of 282 amino acids. The transcript is spliced from 7 exons. Gene Ontology annotation, cellular component: nucleus. Gene Ontology annotation, molecular function: sequence-specific DNA binding; DNA-binding transcription factor activity, RNA polymerase II-specific. Gene Ontology annotation, biological process: regulation of transcription by RNA polymerase II; cell differentiation.
AAAAUGGGAUAAAGAUAUUGCCCUCCCUCUCCCGGGUGGCACGAGGCCCUGGUAAUUACCAUCCGGCAGGAUGCUGAGGUGCUGACAACUCCGCCUGACACAUUUCCCCUUGGCUCCUCCAGAUGCCGCACCUCACCUCCACAGCAGGCCACGGACCCACCGGCCGCCCCUGCAGCGCGCACGGGCCUCCGCAACCUCCAGCUGGUGAGCAGGUGUCUCUCUGUGAGCACCUGUCCAUCUUUUGCAGCUCCCGUCAAAACAAGAGACUCGGCUAACCUUCUGCGAACACCUGGGCAUUGUGGAGGUGGGAGACUCACCUGCCGGCGGCCAUUCCGGGACCCUGCUGCCGCCGGAAAGUUGCUUGGGGCUGGGAAACCCCGAGGAGGUGUCGCCUGCCUGGGGGCAGCCAUGCGGUGCCUUUCUCCCUGAGGAAGAGGGGCCCCCCCAACCAGGGCCUUCUGCGGACGGGGAGAUGACAACACUGGAGGACCCGAGCCCUCCCCCACCCGGCGGGGCGAGUGAGCUGAGGGUGAUGUUGGACUCAGUGACACACAGCACCUUCCUGCCCAACACAUCCUUCUGUGACCCCCUGAUGUCGUGGACUGAUCUGUUCAGCAAUGAAGAGUAUUAUCCUGCCUUUGAGCAUCAGACAGGGGCUGUGGUCCCUUACUUCUCUCUCCCCUGGUGUAGCCUGCGACUCCUACUGGACAUCUGUCCACCCCGAGUACUGGACUAAGCGCCAUGUCUGGGACUGGCUUCAGUUCUGCUGUGAGCAGUACAAGCUGGAUGCCAACUGCAUCUCCUUCUGCCACUUCAACAUCAGCGGCCUGCAGCUGUGCAGCAUGACGCGGGAGGAGUUCCUGGAGGCCGCCGGCAUCUGCGGGGAGUACCUGUACUUCAUCCUCCAGACCAUCCGCUCACAAGGUUACGCCUUCUUUAAUGACGCUGAAGAGGCCAAGGCCACUGUCAAAGACUAUGCUGACUCCAGUUGCUUAAAAACAAGUGGUAUCAAAGCUCAAGACUGUCACAGUCAUAGUCGAACGAGCCUCCAAAGCUCUCAUCUAUGGGAAUUUGUGCGAGACCUGCUUCUAUCUCCUGAAGAAAAUUGUGGCAUUCUGGAAUGGGAAGAUAGGGAACAAGGUAUUUUUCGGGUGGUUAAAUCAGAAGCCCUGGCAAAGAUGUGGGGACAAAGGAAGAAAAAUGACAGAAUGACGUAUGAGAAGUUGAGCAGAGCUCUGAGUUCCAGAGGCUGGAAGACUGAAGUCCGGGUGUUGGCAGAGCCCUGUUGCCUCCUAGGCUCGAGGGGAGAAUCCUUCCUUGCCUCUUGCAGCUUCUGGUGGCUUCAGGUGUUCCUCAGGUCACGGCUACAAAAUUCCAAUCUGUCUCCACCCUCCCAUAGCCUGCCCCUCCCCCUCCCCUUUGAUCUCCUAGGGGGCUAUUUGUCACUGGACUUAGGGCCCAUCUGAGUGAUCCAGGGUUUCAUCUUAAGAUCCUUAACUUAAUGACUCUACAAGAACUUUUUUUUUCCAAAUAAGGUCACUUCACAAGUUCCAGGGAUUAGGCUGGGAACAUAUCCUCUUGGGGACCAUCAUUAACUCACUAAAUGAUGAGUUGAAACAUGAAUUGUACUUAAACCUAUAGCUUCGUGUUACAAUCAUUAAAGAAUAGAAAAUACAAAAGACAACUUAAAAUACCACACUUUAGGUAUACAACACCGAAGCAAAAUGAUAAAAAAUAAAAAUGACAAUGCAAAAUACACUUAUAAAACUGUCAAAUAAGGGAUUAAGUAUUUCCUUUGUAAAAAGGAUCACAGUAGAGCUUUUUCCAUAGGGAACUUCCAGUAUUGAUAUAGGAUUGUUUAAAAUCCUCAAAAUAUUAAAAAAUAUACAGAACGUUUUGAGCUCACCUCGACUAACUCUUCACUUCUUUAAAAGCUCUGAUAAGGAUUUUAAAGCCUUCGAUUUGUCUUAUCAGAUCAUCUACAGUGGAAUGUGGCCCUUUGCUUUUUGGUAAUACCAGGAACUAAGAGGCAAAAAAAUGGUCCAACCAGUUUGCUCAUUGGUUUUCUCUCAGAAACACAAGUGCUAAAUUCUUAACACUCAUUUCCUUAGCAGAGAUUCCCAACUCAAGUUACACCCCAUUAUCAGGCAAACAAAAAAAAUUAAUGUGGUUUGAAACCAAAAUUCUGUCAUUGAAUUUGAAAUGAACAAGGCAAUCCUUCAGAGAGCUUCCAAAAGCCCAGACCAAGUCCUCAUUUUAGAAGAUCAAGUGAUAGAUUUAAAAAUACCCGGAGUCGAUUUUUAGCAGUCUGCUAGAGGUAAGCGAAAACGCUUUAAGAAAGUAAGAAAUGAAAUAUGAGAAAUGGAUACAUUUACAUGAAUAGCCAUGGCAGCAUUACUCAUAGUAGCCAAAAAGUAGGAACCACCCAAAUGUCCACCAACUGGUAAAUGAGUAAAUAAAAUACAUCAUAGCAAUACUUACAUGCCACAACAUGUAAGAACCUUGACAACAUUAUGCUAAAUGGAAGAAGCCAGUCGCAAAAGACCAUUGUAUGAUUCCAUUUAAUGUAUUGUAUGACACCACUUAAAUGAACUGUGUGGAGUAGGUUGAUCUAUAAACAGAAAGUGGGUUCUUAACGGCCAGGAGUCCAGGCAAGAUUAAGUUGGGGAAGUAAUGACAAUGGUACAGACAGGUUUUUUGGGAGAGUAAUGAAAAUGCUAUAAAAUUCAUUGUGUUGAUGAAUGCACAAAUCUGAGCAUAUACUAAAAACCAUUUAAUUGUGUACUUUAAGUGGGUGAAUUUUAUGGUAUGUGGAUUAUAUCUCAAUAAAGUUUUCUUUUUUAAGUUCCUGAUUAUCAACUAUGUCAAACACUGCUGAGAGGCCACAUGAGACAAGGAAUGAGAAUGGACCAUUGGAUCUUAUUUUUUUGGUAGUAAAAUACACAUAACAUAAAAUUUACCACUUUAAUCAUUUUUAACUGUAUAGUUCACUGGUAUUAGAUACAUUCACAUAGUUGUACAUCCAUCAACAUCAUCCAUCUCCAAAACCUUCUCAUCUUCCCAUAUUGAACC